CGCCUGUCUCGCUCGCAGCCCCCCUGAGCCGGCGCGGCGGGGGACUAUGAAGCACCAUGGGGUGGUGUGACCGUGGGGUCCAGAUGCUGCUGACCACGGUGGGCGCCUUCGCCGCCUUCAGCCUCAUGACCAUCGCCAUCGGCACCGACUACUGGCUCUACUCGAGCGCGCACAUCUGCAACGGGACCAACCUGAGCAUGGAGGAGCCGCAGAGCCAGCCCCGCAAGGCGAAGGGGGACCUCACGCACUCGGGGCUCUGGAGGGUCUGCUGUCUGGAAGGAAUCUACAAGGGACAUUGCUUCCGAAUCAACCACUUCCCUGAGGACAAUGACUAUGACCAUGACAGCUCAGAAUACCUUCUCCGUAUUGUCCGGGCCUCCAGCGUAUUCCCCAUCCUAAGCACAAUAUUGCUGUUGCUGGGAGGACUCUGUGUGGGGGCAGGAAGGAUUUACAACAGCAAAAACAACAUUAUCCUCAGCGCUGGGAUUCUGUUUGUUGCAGCAGGAUUGAGUAAUAUCAUUGGGAUCAUUGUCUAUAUAUCCAGCAAUGCCGGUGACCCAAGUGACAAGAGAGAUGAGGACAAAAAGAACCAUUACAACUAUGGCUGGUCUUUUUACUUUGGAGCUUUGUCUUUUAUUGUGGCAGAGUCCAUAGGAGUACUGGCAGUGAAUAUUUACAUUGAGAAGAAUAAAGAGCUGAGAUUUAAAACCAAGAGGGAAUUCCUUAAGACUUCUUCCUCUUCCCCUUAUGCCAGGAUGCCAAGCUAUAGGUACAGGAGGAGGAGAUCCAGAUCCAGCUCUCGCUCUACAGAGCCUUCUCCAUCCAGGGACAUUUCUCCAGUGGGCAUGAGGAUUGCCAGUUCCAUCCCUAUGAAUGAGAUUUCCAUGUACACUCUGUCCAGAGAGCCCUUGAAAGUGACCACAGCAGCCAGUUACAAUGCAGAUCAAGAAGCCAGCUUUCUGCAGGUCCACAACUUUCUUCAGAAAGAAUUUAAAGAAGGACUCCACAUCAAUAUGGUUAACAGGAGAACGACACCUGUUUGAAGGGUUUGCUUUCUCUCGCUCUCUCUUUAAGUGUCAAAAUGGAAUGGAUCCUUCAGAAAAGAGAAGGAAACCAUGCAAAAUCCUUCUCAAAACAGGACAUGCACUGCAGUAGCCAUGGAGACCUUGGAAUACUGAAAUGGCCUAAAGAUAGUGCACAUUUCCGAGCUGUUUUCAAAGUGAUUUGGAUUUUGUUUCAUUAAAGUUCCCGAUGUUUCAAGAAAACCAAAGCUGAUCACCUCCCUGCAGUGUUGUAAUGUAUCCAACAUGCCAGGGAAACUGGAAACUCCCAGGGUAUUUUGAAGAAUGACAGAAGAAUUGCAGGGCGAUUUUUUUUUAAUAAAGUCCCUUCAAUAAUUAUAAAUCAUGGCCAAGCCCAAAGUCCAUCACAAACAGGGCCUAUUGCAGCUCUUCAAAAUGAUGAUCCAGUUUCCUUUGACACAGGAAAAAAGGAAGCCAAGGGUCUGUCUCAGAAGCAACUGCCUCCUCGAGAAAAUAAAAUCUAGAAGGCAAAACUAUUUGCAGUCAGUGUGUGCUACUGAACUGUUGCAUACCAAUGGACUGCAUGUUGCAGCAUUCUACAGUGGGCAAGGUGCCGCCACUGUUAGGUCCUUGUGCAAUAGAACCAAGGAGUUGAUGGAGGGAAUGCAGAUGAAGGAGUGAGAACGGGUGUGGAUACAUUCAACAAUAUUGAAAUGGUGCAGAAUUAAAGCAGAAACUGCUCAAACUGCCUAGUGCCCGAUCCUAUAAGGUGCUGAGUGUGUCCUGCAUGGACAGGGUGCAGUGCACCUCUCAGGAUCAGUCUCCUAUACAUGAGGUGUUGCAGGAACAGGAAACAAAGCUGGGCCAAUGGGAACCAAUACUUGCGAAAUUGAAGAUUCUACCAGGAGGUUGCAUGUUACUAUUUUUUCUCGCCACUUCCCAAGCACAACGUGAAUGCUAUGUGUGUAAGAAAAGAGGAAGCUAAUCUAUUGAUCCAGUGUGCUAUUCAGAGAGAUGGACAUUUCUGCAAAAUAUGGACAUCCACAUCAUAUGAUGAAUGACUAUUUUAAAAGAUAGAUCAAAAUUAUUUGCAGUUUGCUAGAUAUUUAUUAAACUUUUUAUUAUGAAGACGCACCACAGGCUGCAAGUUGCAGUCCUUUUUAUGGUGAAACUGUGGUUCGAGGUAAUGUAAUUUAUUCUGGACUUAUGAAAUUCACUUAGUACAGAGAGGCCCACAUAGGAUCCUUUACGUAACUUGAGAGGAGGGGGAAGUUUUGGUUUGUUAUUUGCUUCUUUGUUAUUUCUAAAAAAGGGCUGAAAUAUUUUCUCUUUUAAAUUCCUAUAUCAUGUUUACAUUAGCCAUUGUGAUGUUCUCCUUGGGAAAGGAACGUCUCUUCUGCGACGCUGCUGUGUAUUUGUUCCCUUUGCAGCCAGCAGAUUGAGUAGUACCUGUGAGUGUCUAGAGGGAAGGACUGGACACAGUAGACACUGUGGAACUGAAGUUCAUUGAAUGUUCCCUGCAAGGCACGAUUUAUCCUACAGCAAUUUCCAGGUUUAGACAGGAGUAUCCUGAUCAGGUGGACAGAUGAGUGCAGCGGGAUGUUCUCGCACAGUUUAGGCUCCAGCAAAGCUCCCUUUCAUGAAGACAAAGCAGUAACGAUACUUGCUUCUGAUUCUGGGGAAUCUGAGAGAAGCAUCAAAGACUUUUAGUCUGGGAUUUUUGUAAGAGGGUAAGGGCUUGAUUAAAAGGUAAAUGAACUCAAUGGGAGACCUUCUAUUGACUGCCAUGGGCUAUGAGCCAUGCCUCAUGGGAGCCCCUUUGAAGGGACCAGCACUGGGUCUGAUCUAUAUUGCAGACCUAUUGCAGUAUAACUAUGUUGUUCGAGGAUGUGAAAAAUGCACACCCCUCAGCAGCAUGGUUUCUCCACUUCCCUGAGAGACAGAGGCCUGCUGACCAGGCGGAAGGGAGAGAUGGGGGGAAGGGGCCAAUUUCCCCAGGUACCAGCAAUUCACUCUACUGUGGCAGUGGCAGCUGGAGUUCCCAGGCCUUUUAAAUCGCCACUGGAGUGCCACACCACAGGCUCCGGGUGGCUCCGAGGGCUGGUGACAGCACAUUCCAGGCAGGGCUCUGGGCUGGCUGCCCCGGCCCCGCCCCUUCUACCUAAAGCCCUGCCCCUUCUGGGAGCAUGGAGCAGGACCUCCCACACUUCGCCCAGGGAGCUCUCUCCGAGCAGCACAGAGCAUCUUCAUUAAAGCGCUGCAUCUGGACCAAUGCAGCUGUUUAAAUGUAGACUUGCCCUAGAGCUUGUGUACCUGGAAAACUAUAGUGAACGCCAGAUGUGUAACAACAUCACAAGAGUGCAACAGUUAAACUGAAUAGAAAAUAAAAUAUUUUUUUUAAAGGACAACAAAACCCAUAAACAGUUUAGGCCUUGUUGCAUCAUCACAAAAGCAGUUACAAUUCUAAUUUUAAAAAAAAAUUCUCUCCUUGUCAUCUUUAAAUCCCAUUUAGACUUCAAUUGAGCAUUUAAACACAUGCUUAAUUUUGCAAGUAAUCCAAUUAAAGUAGAUGAGCGUAUUGAUCCCUCUUUAAGAGCUUAAGUAAUUCUAAACCUCUGUUAGGAUCCUUGUUCAAGUCCUCUGUACUAGGGUGAAUUUCACCCUGACAACUCAAUAGAACACAGGGAAUUCGAAGGACAUCCACAUGGGUGCUUGAUUCUAUGUCAAGGCAUUAAGGGAAAAGAUACUAAUAGCUUUUUUAAUUUUUCAAAUGAUUUAAAGAGGAGGGAAAAUUCUUAUCUAAUUUCCAAUAUAGAAGUUUUUGAGGACGAGGGAUGGUUGAGUGUUACGCCGAGGAAGAAGUAUAUUCCUACAUUUAUUAAACAUCUUGAAGAGAAUUUUUUACAUAAAUCUUUAUGCUUUCAAACAAUAAAUUUCCUACCUUUUUGAGAUUUCUUAAUAAUUAAAAUCAUUUUAUUAGAUAUGAUAGAGGUAGAAAAUCACAUUAAAGAAAACAUUCUGUCUCAAUGUGUCAUACUAAGUGCUUAUUAAUUUACCCCUUUUAUAGUCAAUGUAUUUCCAAGUGCAAUUCCCCAGAAUUGCUUCCUAUUGUGUUAAUUAAGUAAGAGUUAGAAAUUAGUCCACAUUUGUGCUUGCUGUAGUUUUAAAAACCCAUUCCUUUUCAAAUCAAGAGUUAGAGGUAGGUUGUCUUUUGACACUCGUGGCCAUUAAAAAGAAGGCUGACAGUGAGAAGUGUGGUUCAGGUUGUUGUUUUUUUUAAAAAAAUCACCUUCUUCCAGUGACUGAAAACAAAAACUGAUUCAGGUUGACAUAAGAGCCUUUUUUCUAAAGUGUGAGUCAAUCGUGUGGAACCAUACAUGUAUAUUUGUACAGUACAGCUACACUGUGUCCACAGGACCUCUCUGCUUCAGGGGACACUUCUUAGCAACACAACUGUCCUAGCUUUUGUUUUUAUACACAUCACUAUCUGUUAGAACCUGAGCUGUUUUGCCAAUUUGUGGCAUUAUUUAGAUCUCCAUUUUCUGAGCACAGGGGAACUGUAUUCUGGGUAUGUAAUCCUGGAGUUUUUUCGGUGACAGUCUGCAACCCAUAUCGACAUUGAGUAGAGUUGUUUGGAAAAUGGAAUUCCAACAGGGGGGAACCAUAGUGCGUCAUGGUAGUCUGGCAAGGGAGCAAAUCUCAUAUGGGAGAACAGGAGCAUAAAAAACCUGGGACUCCAACACCCAUGAGUUACUAGGAUGUAUUGGGCCGAUAUAGAGCUUUUAUUUCAGGUUGAUAUUAAUGUUUCUCUUUGGAUCAUUUAAUUUAGAUUUUCCUGUGAAAAACGUUGAUUAAGGGUUUGGAACUGCUUCCAUAUAAGGAGAGGAUGAAAAGACUGGAACUGUUCAGUUUAGAAAAGAAAUGAUUGCAUGUGGCAGUGAUACAAUACAUGUCUAUAGAAUCAUUAGUGUUGUGCAGAAAGUGAAUAAUGAAGUAUUAUUUACCCCUUCACAUGACAAGAAACAGAGGUCACACAAUGAAAUUAAUAAGCCACAGGUUUAAAAUAA
Molecule: messenger RNA, 5089 nt
Organism: Pelodiscus sinensis (Chinese soft-shelled turtle)
Lineage: Eukaryota; Metazoa; Chordata; Testudines; Trionychidae
Source: RefSeq, a predicted model, not a curated record